Molecule: messenger RNA, 1073 nt
Organism: Peromyscus leucopus (white-footed mouse)
Lineage: Eukaryota; Metazoa; Chordata; Mammalia; Rodentia; Cricetidae
Gene: Snx3
Product: sorting nexin 3
Exons: 4
Coding region: 306-794 (162 amino acids)
Biological process (GO): endocytic recycling; late endosome to Golgi transport
Cellular component (GO): retromer complex; early endosome membrane
Molecular function (GO): phosphatidylinositol-3-phosphate binding
Source: RefSeq, a predicted model, not a curated record
CGCCUCGGCCCCACCCCGCAGUGUCCCUCGGGGGCCGCAGCGGGGCCCUGCGUACCGGGGCGCGGCGUUCAGCCCAGUCAGCUGUUUCUCUCCCUGGGCAGAGGGCGGAAGCCCGAGCAGCCCGGGGCGGAGCUUCGCGAGGAACGAGCGCCUCCCCCCCGAUCCCCCCGCCCGCCCGCCCUACGUGCUCGUUCGCCUCCGUCCGCUGCGCGCGAGCCCGGAGUCCCCGCGGCGGGCGGCGGCGGCGGCGUUGGCCGAAGGCGGAGGCGGCGGAGAGAGCCCGCGGCUGCCGCGGCGACAGCGAGAUGGCGGAGACCGUAGCGGACACCCGGCGGCUGAUCACCAAGCCGCAGAACCUGAAUGACGCCUACGGGCCGCCCAGCAACUUCCUCGAGAUCGACGUGAGCAACCCGCAGACCGUGGGGGUCGGCCGGGGCCGCUUCACCACCUACGAGAUCAGGGUCAAGACAAAUCUUCCUAUCUUCAAGCUGAAGGAAUCGACAGUGAGGAGGAGAUACAGUGACUUUGAAUGGCUUCGAAGUGAACUAGAGAGAGAGAGCAAGGUGGUAGUUCCCCCACUCCCUGGGAAAGCAUUCUUGCGGCAGCUUCCUUUUAGAGGAGACGAUGGAAUAUUUGAUGACAAUUUCAUCGAGGAGAGGAAGCAGGGACUGGAACAGUUUAUAAACAAGGUCGCUGGUCAUCCUCUGGCCCAGAAUGAGCGUUGUCUUCACAUGUUUUUACAGGAUGAAAUAAUAGAUAAAAGUUAUACUCCAUCUAAAAUAAGACAUGCCUGAGUUUGGACAGAAGAGGCAGAAACGAGACCAUUAACGAUUCAUCCACACCAAUGAAGAAGUUGUAACUAACUUAGCAUGCUGCACAGACACUGGUCCACCUGCCUGGGUAUACUAACACUCACGCUCCCUGUCAUCUCCCUUAGUCAUUUGCUUUAGUGGAACGCCCUCGUUGAGCCUCUCUGCUAGCUCUGCCCCGCCGUGUCCGUGUGCACACUGUAGCCUCACAAGCCCCUAGAACCCGAGUCCCUCACUAAAGUUGCUGACCUGGUCUUAUCUGCA